This is a messenger RNA of Ostertagia ostertagi, 1131 nucleotides long. The record is from the annotation of a GenBank genome assembly. Lineage: Eukaryota; Metazoa; Nematoda; Chromadorea; Rhabditida; Trichostrongylidae.
AUGUACAUAAUUCCUGUUUUGCCUUUGCUUCUCUUCGUACUAUCCUCACAACCAUCAGAUGCCGCUGAUGACAACCCGGUGACAGUACGUUUCCACUGCCAGCGGGGAUGUUGUGACCAUCACGAAUGGUGUCGAUUUUGGGCCUCAGUUGGCGAGUGCAGAUCGAAUCGUGAAUGGAUGGCCGACAACUGCCAGCUAGUUUGUGGAUCGUGUAGACCGGGUUCUGCCCGUACAGCCCGACCACCUGACGCCUCAUCGUUGGCCAGACCUCCGCCUCGAAUGCCUCGACCAGGAACUAGUCAGGCGUCGAAUCCUCGACCGAGUAAUCCUCGGCCGGUAGGACGACGUCCUGCAUCACGAACCACACCCAGGGAUCGUCCAUCGGUCCAAGCACGACCUCAGGAUCGUCGACCUCAACGUCCCGCUUCAACCACUCUGCCGCGGACAACACCGAGAACAACACAAAGGAUACUCCCGUUCAGUAGAGCAACUAGACCGCUCAGAACUAGGCCAAGUCCAAGCCUCAACGAUACGCUAUUACAUGGCAUCAGUUCAAGGCGUCAGUCGGCCAAUAGAACGACUACGAGACCUCUUCUGCAUGCUCGAGGGCAACAGCUCAAUUCUUCUCAAGUAGGAAUGCCAGUAGUCACCUCGACACAGCCCUUUGAGAUGGAGAAUCGCCGGCCAUUUCCACCUAAUCCGCCUCAGGUGAUCAACGGAGGACCAGAGCGGAGUCGAAUACCUCCACAACCACAAGCUUCACCUCACUCAUCGCAAGCUGAGGAGUCUCGACCACAACCUGCACUUCCUCAACCACCACCUCCAACCCUUCCACCACAGCCGCCAAUUCUUCCACCGCAGCCUCCGAUCCUUCCACAGCAGCCGCCGAUUACUCCACCGCAGCCUCCGAUCCAUCCACCACAACCUGUGGCACUUCAUUCACAGAUCGAAGAGCUGCGGCUGCAGACGUCAACACCCCAGACACGACUUGAACAACCUCGACUGCAGGAGCCAGUACCUCAAAUUCGGUUUGAUGAGUUCCGAGUGCAGACUUCACCGCCUCAACUUAUCCUUCCGACAACCCCUGUGCUCACCACCACCACCACUUCAACAGCAGCACCCACGACUACA